This is a messenger RNA of Cherax quadricarinatus, 2617 nucleotides long. NCBI's taxonomy places the organism in Eukaryota, Metazoa, Arthropoda, Malacostraca, Decapoda, Parastacidae. The record is from RefSeq and is a predicted model, not a curated record.
AUGGCGGUGUCUCGUGCCUUUCCCUCAACCCAAAUUCGUUGUUGUCCACCAUCAAGUGAACACUACGCCCUCUACGUACUACCACACUCUGGCGACCACAGUGAAAGCUUUCACAAACGACAUGCUGACUACCCUCACGAGGAGGACGGUGAAGAUGGACUCCCAGAGCCUGAGCCUACCAAGAAACAACACGAUACUGCUGCUAGGGACAGUCCUGCUGGGACCCACGAACCCAAAAAGAUCUCGGCGCCGGAGUCGAAAUCGAACCCCAAACCCGGUGCUCCACGUCGGGUUAGGAAGCCGGGCUACGGACAUAGCCACGAACUGAAGGACAAGAUGGACUUGUACGCUGCCAAUCCCAAGGAAGCAACUGCAGGGAGCCAGGAAGCUGGGACUACACCUCAGCCUACACCUUGGCCUCUCCUGACACCCACACCUUCCGUAGCAUCGCUGCCGCCUUCUCCUACCCGCUGGACCACACCAGAAGAACGAGAGCCCACAUACCCUGCAAAGGAAGAGAAACUCAAUUCUAAGAAACUUCUCACCAAACCCAGAAAAGUAAUGAAGGUCAUUAAGCUAUCUGCCGAUGGUGAGUUCGUCCCUCAGGAGGUUCCCGGGGUGAUGCUGCCCACGGAGGACGGCAGCGAGGAAGCCUUCGUGCCCUCCGACCUGCUGGAGGACACCGAGGCCCUUCUCACGGAGGCGUCAGCGCAGCAGCCGUCUUUCCUGCCCCCUCAGCAAGCCCCUUACAACGCGCCGGUACAGUCGAAGGGAAUGCCUUACCGCUUCGGCUGGAUCGUUGAUGACGAGGCUACUGCUAACUUUCAGACCAGGCAGGAGCAGGGAGACGACCAGGGUGUGGUCACUGGCUGCUACCAGGUACUGGAGCCCACGGGUCUCGUGAGGACAGUGACCUACCAGGCUGAUGAAGGAGGCUUCAGAGUGCUCUCACUCACGCGAGGACCUGACAAGACGCCUUGCCCUGGUCUUGAAGACGCCACUAGUUCUCCCUCCCGCUAUACCCCCACAGGUCGUCCCCAGUAUCAAGAGCCCCAACAACAGCCCUUCCCCCAGCCCCGACAACAGUCCUUCCCCCCGCCACAAUCCACACUUUCCCCGUCUUUCCAGAGUGGAGGUUUCGGCAACAACGCUUUCAAUAGUUUUAGCUCGUCCUCAUCAUCUUCCUCUGAGAGUAGUAGUUCCAGCAGCUCCAGUGAAGCCAGUUACAGCAGCUUUAACGUGAAAAACGGUUUAUUUGAACAGCCCUCCCCUACCCCUGCUGCCCUCUCUCGCUCCUACCCUGCCCCAAAUUACCCCACCCCUUCUGCGACCACCUCCGACAAUCUGUACAAGUCUGCGCAGGAGGCGUGGAUGGCUCAGUACCUGCAGAACAUCACCCAGCAACUCUACAGCUCCUUUUCCAACUCCUCAAACUCAAGCAACGACUACAGUUAUGGUGCCGCAGUGGAUAACAAUUUCGUCAAUUUCCCCUUCGUCUUGGUCCCCAUCAACACCUUCUUGGACCUUCAGAAGUCUGGCGCAAUCUCCGACGACGUGCAGAGUUACGGAGCCUUCGUGCAGCCGCAGCAAGCUCAGCAACAAAUUUCUCAGUACUUGAAACAGCAGCAGCAACAGCAGCAAACUCAACAACAGUAUCAAAAAUAUGAGCAUAAACAGGAACAACAGUAUCAGCAACAGCAGUAUCAGCAAGAGGAGCAGAAAUAUCAACAGCAACAAUAUCAGCAACAAGACCAACAAUAUCAACAACCACAACAACAAUAUCACCAACCACAGCAACAAUAUCAACAGCCACAGCAACAAUAUCAACAACCACAGCAACAAUAUCAACCACAGCAACAAUAUCAACAGCCACAGCAACAAUAUCAACAGCCACAGCAACAAUAUCAACAGACACAACAACAAUAUCAGCAGCCACAGCAACAAUAUCAACAACCGCAGCAACAGUUUAUCAACCUGUCAACAAAACAUGCAGCCUCCAGCGCGUUCAACUCAUCCAAAAGUUCUUCCCAACAAACUGCAUUUAACAUACAAGGCAACAACAUAAAUAAAUACCAGAGCGGUGGUCAGGGACGUCAGGGAGGCCAGCUGGUCUCACAACAACUGUACCAGAGCCAACAGGCGUCCCAGUCUGCCCAAAAGAGCAGCAGCAGCAGCAGCGAAUCCAGUUUCUCCUCCUUUGGUAAUGUAGCGGGUUCAGCGCCUAGCUCUUCCUAUAACUACAUCCCCCCUGCAAGUCAGAAUAGGGUUCCAACCAUGAGCUAUGGGCCAUCACCCACUGUCGUUCAGCCUAGACCAACCCAACCCAGACCUACUCAUUCUAGAUAUACACCACCUAGGCCUCAACCCACUCCUAUCCCAUCUAGUCCUCAACCAAUUUCGUAUAAUCGACCACUGUCAAACGCAGGCGGUCAGUGGCCUACGCCUCCUAUAACUCACAGUCGGCAGAGCAGUCGAACGCCGCCCAACAAAAAGAGUUUGCCUCUAGCAGCGCCAGCUACAACAAUGGUGGAGCCUCACUCAACUUCCAAUCCUCCUCGUCAAAGAGCGCUAAUGAAGCAAAGAAGACUCACGCCUCAUCCUCAUCUAAAUUCCUAGU